Messenger RNA from Ruditapes philippinarum (Manila clam), 764 nucleotides. Its product is annotated as interferon alpha-inducible protein 27, mitochondrial-like. The record is from RefSeq and is a predicted model, not a curated record. Gene Ontology annotation, cellular component: membrane. Bases 309 to 749 code for a protein of 146 amino acids. The transcript has 4 exons. NCBI's taxonomy places the organism in Eukaryota, Metazoa, Mollusca, Bivalvia, Venerida, Veneridae.
AUGUCAGUGUCAGCCAUUUUCUAACGCUUGACUUACAUAAUAUAUUGGUAUUUAUAUUGAUACUUAUGGACGUUAGAUUAAAUGCUAGCCGUCUUAAAAAGUUUUAUGGGUCACCCCACUUUUUUGUACGGCACUGAUGUUGAUAUCUUCUCACAAGAUCCGGUUGGGGUACAAAUCGUUUAUAUACUGUGAAGUGUGUCUACUUUCGUUUUCACUUGUGAUACUUUACAUCAACGAAGAAUUUUCGACAACAUUGUUAUUUAGAAUGAAUAAUACAUGCGUUGAAGGAUUUUAUUUUAGAGACAAAUAUGUCAACACUAGAGCAAAUAAACCAAGCUGUAUCAAAAAUACCUUUGAAGAAAAUAGGUUCAUGCAUAGGAACACCAGAAAGGCUUGAAAAUAUACCAUGGAAAAAAAUUGGUAUAGCAACAGCUGUGGCAGUACCAUCUGUAUAUGUAGGAGCCCCUUUCUUUAUAUCUACCUUAGGAUUUAAAGCAGGUGGAAUUGCUGCUGGCUCUGUAGCAGCCAAGUGGAUGUCCAUGGUAGCUGUAGCAAAUGGUGGAGGAAUACCAGCCACUAGUAUUGUUGCAGCAAUGCAAAUCAGCUGGUGUUUUAGGAAUUUUCUGCUAAGACAGGCAUUAUUUAUAGGGAGUGCUGUCAGUGGGGCAGUAUGUCUAGCACCAUCUACAAACAAUAUCCAUGUUGCAGAAGAUACAAGUAGCAAAAACUGUUAUAGAGGAUUCAGAUAAUAAAUCAGUUGUAAA